CGAAAAGUUGAAUUUUAAAAUUCAAUCAAAUGAUAACUAUAGGUACACAUGAGUAGGUGUAUUUCAUUGCUUCGUGUAAUAUUGUAAGUUCAACGUUACGAAAUGAAUACUUCGUGGAAAUUGAUAUUCUUCGUUACUUCAUUCAUAGGAAAAGAAAUCACCACUGUCCAAUCUUCAGAUAGCAGUUCUUCAAAAUAUGAUCUCACUGCUGUAUUAAACGACGCCAUCGCGGGCAUCUUCAAAAGCACCGAUUCCAUCGAACAAUUAGAAACGAUAAUUUACGCAAACGCACCUGAUUUUAUAACCUAUCUCUAUCACACUAACGAUAGCGAAUGUAUUAUUCAAACCCCAUCCAACGUGAUCACAAUACGCUAUCUUCACAUUCAAGGAGCAAACAAUAACACCUGUAAUGCAACGUGGCACAAGCCAUCAAAUACAAUUCGUUGGGAUCUUUCUAAAAAUCAAUUGCACAUGUUCAGCGAAGAGUUAAAAUAUAAGAUAACAGGCGAUGUAUUAUCAAAUUCAAGAUACGGAUACGUAGAUUACGAUAACACCAGAAGUAAAUUUGAAAUAGCCUCCUUUCUAUAUAAGAAUUUUUCGAUGAUCGCUGCAAAACCUUUGGUAAAUCAACCGGGUGAUAAAAAUAUUACUAUUGAUUUCCCUCACGAUGAGAAGCAUAUGGGAAUCUGCCAAGGCAUCGUAUUCAAAACCCUGGGUAACUUAUGCUACGAAAAACAACUCAGGUUGAUGGAAAUGAUCAGCUAUGGAAUUCCGGGUGCAAUUUGCAGAUAUUAUAACAACGGAGGUCGUUUGAAAGGUCAACUGGACACAUUACUAGAUCUGAAUCCGAAACAACGCAUUAUUUCCGCCUAUCCGAAUUUUUCGACUGAUGAACAACUCUACUAUUACCUUAUACCGAAUAUUUCUCUAGUGCACUUGAAUUUUAGAAACGUUACCAUCAGAGGAUUGACGAAUUUCGAAUCGUAUGUGAAUGAUCAGUCGUCUGAUGAUUCCUGCAAUAACGUGUAUAUUCUUCGUGUGAAGAAUAUUACAGGAAAUAUGAUUCUGCAUUCGGGUUUUGAACAUUUACCAUAUUUUCAACUGAAGUUUUCGAUUCCUGAUCUGCGCGUAUCAUUUAUUCCAAAAACCGAGAAUUUUCGAGUGAAAGCGCAAGACUACAUAAUCGCUGAAGAUGCACCCGAAACUCCUACACUGAUAUCUUCGUGGUUAUCCAAAUAUUCAACUGAUAUAAUGCGGGUCUUGGAAUCAGAGUUGGAAGAUUUAAUGAUGCCAUCGAUAAAAAAUAAAUCAAUUCCAUUCUCAUCCCAACGAUCAGAACUAGAUGCAUCGUUCGUCGAACUUGUGAAGAAAUCGGAAUUAUGGUAGCCGAUUCCGAAGCCCAAAGAAACACGAUCAUUGAUAUGUAUUUGAUCCCAAGAACGUAAGCAUAAAAAAACCGCAGUAAUAAUGAACGAAUAGGAUUAAAUGAGCAAGAAGUAUAGCAAAGAAGAAUCGAAAAAAGUGAAGUCGGAAAGCCUCAUUGAGAAUGGGAGCAAUUUGCAGUAGCUAAAUGAAAUCGAAUACUCAAACGGAAUCAUUUUAAAUGAGUGAUUGAAUAAAAUGUACACCGAAAACCAAGAGUGAAACUGUACCUAUGUACUAAUAGAAAAAUGGCAUCCCAAAAAGUUAAAUAAAGGAGAAAUUGAAUAAUGUAGAGAUCACUCAAAACGUUUUCAUCUUUACUUCGCUUCAAUUGAUUUAUAUUCUGUUGCUGUAUUGUAUUGAUCAUAAGUUACUUUCAAAAAUUUUCAGUCAUACAAAAAUCAACUCGAGAAAUUCCAAGAAUGCAACUACCUAAUCAAUUUAAAAAUACAUUUCAAAAAAUAUAUAAAACCACCAUUUUAAACACCAAUAUAGAAUUAUUCGCCAUUUUUUGGAGGAUUUUUUUCACCACGGAAUUUUUGUUCCCAGCCCCCCCCCCCUCUCGCCAAACUCGAACCCAGAUUGAAAAUUGGAUUGAUUCCGAUAAUUUGACUUGAAAUAGAGAAAUACAAAACUAUAACGUAG
Messenger RNA from Planococcus citri (citrus mealybug), 2067 nucleotides. RefSeq lists its product as uncharacterized. The record is from RefSeq and is a predicted model, not a curated record. The coding region runs from base 103 to 1386 and encodes 427 amino acids. Lineage: Eukaryota; Metazoa; Arthropoda; Insecta; Hemiptera; Pseudococcidae. The transcript has 6 exons.